AUGAAGGAGGAGAGGAGGAAGACUUCCUCGAAAGAAGACACAGCCAUUCCUUCGCUAUUUUCACUCUUCGGCCUACUCCUUUUUUCCCAGGCAGUGGCCGGCGUCAACAUCACCAGUCAGGCUCAUCUGGUCCGAGGCACGUUGGGUGGAGAGGCCCUCCUCUCCGUCAGCUACACCAGCACCAGCUCCGACCAACCGGUCAUCAAGUGGCAGCUGAAGAGGGACAAGCAGCAGCCCAUCACCGUAGUCCAGUCCAUAGGCACCAGCAUCAUCGGGAACCUGCGGCCCGAGUACAGGGACCGCAUCAUGGUGUUUGAGAACGGCACCUUGCUCCUCCACAACCUGCAGCUGUCUGACGAGGGGGCCUAUGAAGUGGAGAUCUCCAUCACGGACGAUCCCUUCACCGCGGAGCGCAACAUCAACCUCACCGUAGAUGUACCUGUGUCCAGACCCUUCGUCCAAAUGAUAGCCUCCUCUGUGCUGGAGUUGAGUGAACGCUUCACCUUACACUGUUCCCACGGCGACGGCACCAAACCCGCCUAUGGCUGGCUGAAAGGGGGAAAGGUGCUGACCAAUGACUCGCGCUUGCUCCUGUCACACGACAUGAAGUAUCUGACCAUCGCCCGGGUGCUGAUGUCAGACGAUGACAUCUACAGCUGUACGGUGGAGAACCCAAUCAGCAGCAUGAGGAGUGUGCCUGUCAAACUCACCGUCUACAGACGGAGCUCCCUGUAUAUCAUCCUUUCCACCGGGGGCAUUUUCCUCCUCAUCACCCUGGUGACAGUGUGCGCCUGCUGGAAGCCCUCCAAAAAGAAGAGGCGGCGGGCUGCCACGGCAGCCAUGUUGCAGAGAUCUCCAGUGUAUGUAGAGAGGAGUGACAUCAGUCACGAGGUUGAUGUGGUGCCAAAAACAAUAGGACAGGGAAUACCUGGCCGUAGGAGCCCAAUGGCUCUUUACGUUGUCAAUGAAGAUGACAGUCUCAAAGGUGAGGACGAGUAUUCAGCCAACUCCAUCAGCCUCUCAGUCCUCGCCCCGCCCGGUUACCCCAGCCCCCUCCCACCGUCCUCCCACUCACCCGAGGCACCCACCCGGCCUGUCCGCAAAUAUCCCCAUACCCCUGUGCCUUCGCCCCCUGCCACCCCACUCAGGCCCCCUGGCCAGCCACCUGUCAUGCCCUCAGCUCCACCGCCUGGUUCACCUCCACAUGUCCAGAGCUCUGGGCAUAAACUUCGCCCUCCUGUGGGCAUCCCCACCAAUCGACAGACAGAGGAGCCCCCGGCCACCCCAGAGGCCGACGACCAGGAUUAA
Molecule: messenger RNA, 1308 nt
Organism: Salvelinus namaycush (lake trout)
Lineage: Eukaryota; Metazoa; Chordata; Actinopteri; Salmoniformes; Salmonidae
Product: hepatocyte cell adhesion molecule-like
Exons: 7
Coding region: 1-1308 (435 amino acids)
Source: RefSeq, a predicted model, not a curated record